UAAGAACACCGUUAACAUUCUCUUGGAGUCCUGCCAGCGCCUCGGUCCUAAGGCGAACAUGACCAAAACCCUAACUUUUUUCAUCACUAUAUAAUUACCUUAACCUAAUUUCGUCGAAACUUUUCGCAACGCCCCUCACAAUUGUAAGAUUUUUGCUGCACAGCAACAGAAGAAAUGGGAAAAGGAACUGGAAGCUUUGGGAAGAGAAGGAACAAGACACACACUCUUUGCGUUCGAUGUGGACGCCGAAGCUUCCAUCUCCAGAAGAGCCGUUGCGGUGCUUGUGGCUACCCUGCCAGCCGCAUCCGGAAAUAUAACUGGAGUGUGAAGGCUAUUAGAAGAAAGACUACCGGGACUGGCCGCAUGAGGUACCUCCGUCAUGUUCCCCGAAGGUUCAAGACUGGCUUUAGAGAGGGUACUCAAGCAACUCCAAGGAACAAGGCAGCUGUUGCUGCUUCAUAAGUUAAUUGUUUGUGGUGUUUUGUUUUGAGAUUCCUGAAUUGACAAACAAGAAGUUUUGUGUUUUUAUCAACUGUGUUACUUUUAUUUUUCAGGUAAUAUCUACAAACAAGAAGUUUUGUAUUAUUAUGAAUCUUUACAUCUUUAUUUUGAGUAUUGAGCUCAUUUUACUA
Molecule: messenger RNA, 632 nt
Organism: Durio zibethinus
Lineage: Eukaryota; Viridiplantae; Streptophyta; Magnoliopsida; Malvales; Malvaceae
Source: RefSeq, a predicted model, not a curated record